Molecule: messenger RNA, 285 nt
Organism: Penicillium daleae
Lineage: Eukaryota; Fungi; Ascomycota; Eurotiomycetes; Eurotiales; Aspergillaceae
Product: L51/S25/CI-B8 domain-containing protein
Exons: 4
Coding region: 1-285 (94 amino acids)
Source: RefSeq, a predicted model, not a curated record
AUGUCGGGCAAAUACGUCUUCUCCAAGGGCCUGAAGGAGCUCCGCUUCCUCUUCUGCCAGACCUCCGAGCAGAGCGCUGCCACAAGGUCCUUCCUUAACCGCGCCUACCCUACCAUGAAGAAGCACAACCCGCACACUCCCAUCCUGAUGCGCGAGGCCUCCGGCACCGAGCCGCGAGUCUUUGCCAGAUACGAGCUUGGCAAGGAGACCCAAGAGGCCCUCUCCGGCCUGUCCGACUCGCAAAUCGAAGAGCGCAUCACGACCCUGGUGAAGCAGACUUCAUAA